GAUCUAAGAUUACGCCAAAUAUAUGUACAAGACGAGAUUUAUAUCUCGGUCCCUACUUUCUUUACUCCUUACUUUACUUACUUCAUUUAUUUGUUCACAAUGACCGAAGUAAUAGACGAGACAGUUCCCGAUGUCCCAUUAGCAUUUGUUUCAAAUUCAUAUUUGGACGAACUUACAAGUGGUAUACGUUCACGUCCAAUUCCCUGGGAUGGUUAUAAAACUGCUGACCUUAUUACCAAGGACGAACUCGAUCUUUUAAAAAAAGUUGAUAAACAAAGUCCCGAACAAUUAAGAAUAGUUUUGCAAAGGGAAGAAGAAAAAUAUACAGAAUUAUACGCAAAUCUCUUGGAGAAAUUGAACCGAGUUGAUACGGUACAAUAUAUCCUGGUUUUGGUUAAUGAUAUGUUAUCAGAUAAUGAACAACGUGUCACAUUUUUCCAUAAACUUUCUGAAAAAGAUGUUGAACUUCCUUACCGUAUUUUUUUAAACUUGUUUAAAGUUGAAGAUGAAUUCGUUCCUCUAAUGUCCUCUAAAAUUCUUACUUUAUUGAUCGUCUCUGCACCAAAAGCUCUUCCUUUUGAUCUUGACGAAUUUUUCCGCUGGAUCACUUUGAAGCUCAAGAGUAAUAAUACUAAUGUUUAUGACCUUGCUGUUCAGAUAUUAGCUUCAACUUUGAGAAUUCCAAGUUAUCGUACAAAAUUGUGGGAAGUUUCGCAAGCUGUAGAUACAUUGGUUAAUCUUCUUAAAGUUAGAAAUCCUACACCUCAAAUGCAGUAUCAAAUAAUUUUUUGUUUCUGGCUAUUAACCUUUGAAAGAGAAGUGUCGUUGGAAUUUAACAAAAAAUAUGAUUUGAUUCCUACGCUGAUCAAUAUUGCCAAAGCUGCCAUUAAAGAAAAGAUAAUUCGCGUGAUUAUUGGAACCUUCAGAAAUUUGGUUGAAAAAGCUCCAGAAGCUAACUUGCCUGCAAUGUUAGUUGCAAGAUUAUUAAACUUUUGUGAGAAUUUAUCGAGUCGAAAAUGGACUGACAAGGAAAUCGUCGAAGAUAUUGAUUUUUUGAAAGAGCGACUUCAAGAAAACUUUCAUAGUUUGACGACUUUUGAUGAGUAUGCAUCAGAAAUUACUUCUGGUAUGCUUCAAUGGUCGCCACCUCAUGAGUCUGAUCAAUUUUGGAGACAAAAUGUAGCAAAGUUAAAUGAGAAAGAUCAUGAAUUAGUAAGGAUUUUAGCAAGAUUGCUUAGUCAGUCAAGUGAUAAUGCAGUCCUUUCAAUUGCUGCACACGAUUUAGGACAAUAUGUAAAAUAUUAUCCUAGCGGGAAGAAGUUUUUACAAGAAAUUGGUGCUAAACAGAGAAUAAUGGAACUUAUGACACAUGAAGAUCCGGAAGUUCGUUAUAGAGCAUUGAUAGCUGUUCAAAAAUAUAUGACACAUGCAUGGGUGUAAAAUAAAUAAAAUAAAUUUCUUUAUUUAUUCUUUAUAAUAUUUUCUUUGAUUUUAAGGAUUACAUUAGAUCAAUUAGAUCAAUUGCAUUUCAUCAUGAAAAAAACGUUGUCAGAAGCUUUAGCAAUUAAUUGAGUAAUUAAUUUAACGGCAUUAUAUAUAAACACAUUUAAUAAAUUAUUUUAUUAUUUAUUUAAUGUAAUUCUU
This is a messenger RNA of Rhizophagus irregularis DAOM 181602=DAOM 197198, 1644 nucleotides long. RefSeq lists its product as uncharacterized. Gene Ontology annotation, biological process: proton transmembrane transport. The record is from RefSeq and is a predicted model, not a curated record. Gene Ontology annotation, molecular function: proton-transporting ATPase activity, rotational mechanism. Lineage: Eukaryota; Fungi; Glomeromycota; Glomeromycetes; Glomerales; Glomeraceae. Gene Ontology annotation, cellular component: fungal-type vacuole membrane; vacuolar proton-transporting V-type ATPase, V1 domain.